GACAAUUCUACAUUGUGCACGGAAAUGCUGUCGAGGAAUGGUACAUUGCUGUACCAGUAUCUACUGAACGUCACCUACGAAGAUCAGUUCAAACAGUUAAUCUAUUUUGACAGCAAUAGAGAUCCGCCGGCUUGGUACGACAUCUUGAACUAUGUGGGUCAACGAAAGCCUGACGAUCCAUACGCAGAAGUGGGCAGCUUUCAAUCGAACAACAUCAAUGGCGUUGAAGAGUUGAACAUGACGGACACGCAUAACAUUGUGUUCUUCGACCGUACUAAUGUUUUGCCGGAAAGCGUCUGCAGUAGGCCAUGCGGCAUGGACAGAAGCAAAGAGAAACCAUUACAUGCUGCUGGAUUUGUGAGAAUUGUAUGGAUCAUCAAAUAG
Messenger RNA from Strongylus vulgaris, 384 nucleotides. The record is from the annotation of a GenBank genome assembly. NCBI's taxonomy places the organism in Eukaryota, Metazoa, Nematoda, Chromadorea, Rhabditida, Strongylidae.